UCGAGGUUGGCAAGCAGCAGCAGGGACACACAACCAAGUAUCCAAUCGUCAACUGUCUUUUGUCUGCACCGCUUCUCUCUCUCCUAGCUGUCGCUCUAGGUGGCUUCGAGAAGCGCUAGAGGGAGAGUGAAAGAGCGAUACUCUCUCUCACCGACACAACCCCUAGAGAGUCCCAGAAGGAUAUCAUCAAAUUCAAAGCAGUUGACCAGCGUUCUCGAUCGAUUCGCACUUGACUAUCUGUGAAAUCUGGAGUAAGAGUAGAAAGGGAUCAAAUCAGCAGAUUUCGGGGUAUUUUUGGACUUCGAAUUCGCUGAAAACCAUGGCUUCGAACUCAAAUUUGAUCAGAGCGAUCGAAUCGGCGUUGGGAGUUUCGUUUGGUUCGGAAUUGGUGUCUGAUACUGCGAUUGUGGUUGUGACGACUUCUGUUGCUGUGAUCAUCGGAUUGUUGUUCUUUCUGUUGAAGAGAUCGUCUGAUCGGAGUAAAGAAUCGAAGCCUGUUGUGAUUUCGAAGCCAUUGCUGGUUGAGGAAGAGGAAGAGGAAGAUGAGGUUGAGGCCGGUUCGGGGAAGACGAAGGUGACUAUGUUCUAUGGUACUCAGACUGGCACUGCCGAGGGUUUCGCCAAGUCUUUAGCAAAAGAGAUCAAGGCUAGAUACGAAAAGGCUAUUGUGAAAGUUGUUGACCUGGAUGAUUAUGCUGCUGAUGAUGAUCAAUAUGAACAAAAACUGAAGAAAGAGACUCUGGUAUUUUUCAUGUUGGCAACUUAUGGAGAUGGAGAGCCAACUGAUGAUGCUGCAAGAUUCUACAAAUGGUUUACUGAGGAAAAUGAAAGGGGAGCCUGGCUUCAACAGCUUACAUAUGGUGUCUUUAGUCUGGGUAAUCGUCAAUAUGAACAUUUCAAUAAGAUUGGAAAGGUGGUAGAUGAACAGCUUAGCAAACAAGGUGCAAAACGUCUUAUUCCAGUUGGUCUUGGGGAUGAUGAUCAGUGCAUUGAAGAUGAUUUUGCUGCUUGGCGGGAAACACUGUGGCCUGAAUUAGAUCAAUUACUUCGAGAUGAGGAUGAUGCAAACACAGUGUCUACCCCAUAUGCAGCUGCUAUUCCUGAGUACCGAGUAGUUAUUCAUGAUCCUUUGAGUGGGAGAGGAGAAGCUCCAUCGUUCUCGAUCGAUUCGCACUUGACUAUCUGUGAAAUCUGGAGUACGAGUAGAGAGGGAUCAAAUCAGCAGAUUUCGGAGUAUUUUUGGACUUCGAAUUCGCUGAAAACCAUGGCUUCGAACUCAAAUUUGAUCAGAUCGAUCGAAUCGGCGUUGGGAGUUUCGUUUGGUUCGGAAUCGGUGUCUGAUACGGCGAUUGUGGUUGUGACGACUUCUGUUGCUGUGAUCAUCGGAUUGUUGUUCUUUCUGUUGAAGAGAUCGUCUGAUCGGAGUAAAGAAUCGAAGCCUGUUGUGAUUUCGAAGCCAUUGCUGGUUGAGGAAGAGGAAGAUGAGGUUGAGGCCGGUUCGGGGAAGACGAAGGUGACUUUGUUCUAUGGUACUCAGACUGGCACUGCCGAGGGUUUCGCCAAGUCUUUAGCAGAAGAGAUCAAGGCUAGAUACGAAAAGGCUAUUGUGAAAGUUGUUGACCUGGAUGAUUAUGCUGCUGAUGAUGAUCAAUAUGAACAAAAACUGAAGAAAGAGACUUUGGUAUUUUUCAUGUUGGCAACUUAUGGAGAUGGUGAGCCAACUGAUAAUGCUGCAAGAUUCUACAAAUGGUUUACUGAGGAAAAUGAAAGGGGAGCCUGGCUUCAACAGCUUACAUAUGGUGUCUUUAGUCUGGGUAAUCGUCAAUAUGAACAUUUCAACAAGAUUGGAAAGGUGGUAGAUGAACAACUUAGCAAACAAGGUGCAAAACGUCUUAUUCCAGUUGGUCUUGGGGAUGAUGAUCAGUGCAUUGAAGAUGAUUUUGCUGCUUGGCGGGAAACACUGUGGCCUGAAUUAGAUCAAUUACUUCGAGAUGAGGAUGAUGCAAACACAGUGUCUACCCCAUAUACAGCUGCUAUUCCUGAGUACCGGGUAGUUAUUCAUGAUCCUACUACUACAUCUUACGAGGACAAGAACUUGAAUAUGGCAAAUGGAAAUGCUUCAUAUGAUAUUCACCAUCCAUGCAGAGUUAAUGUUGCUGUUCAGAGAGAACUUCACAAACCCGAGUCUGAUCGCUCUUGCAUACAUCUGGAGUUCGAUAUAUCAGGAACUGGUAUUAUAUAUGAAACCGGUGACCAUGUGGGUGUUUAUGCUGAUAACUUUGAUGAAGUUGUUGAAGAAGCAGCAAACUUGUUGGGUCAGCCUCUAGAAUUGCUCUUUUCUGUUCAUGCUGACAAAGAUGAUGGCACAUCUCUUGGAGGCUCAUUACCGCCUCCUUUUCCUGGCCCUUGCACCCUUCGCGAUGCACUUGCACAUUAUGCAGACCUACUGAAUCCUCCUCGAAAGGCUGCUUUAAGUGCUUUGGCUGCUCAUGCAGUUGAACCUAGUGAAGCAGAAAGGCUCAAGUUCUUGUCAUCCCCUCAGGGAAAGGAGGAUUACUCACAAUGGGUUGUUGCAAGUCAAAGAAGCCUUCUUGAGAUAAUGGCUGAGUUUCCAUCGGCAAAACCUCCCCUUGGUGUAUUUUUCGCAGCAGUGGCCCCUCGCUUGCAACCACGUUACUAUUCUAUCUCGUCCUCUCCUAGAUUUGUUCCAAAUCGAGUUCAUGUGACCUGUGCGUUAGUUUAUGGACCAAGUCCCACAGGACGAAUUCACAAAGGGGUGUGUUCUACCUGGAUGAAGAAUGCGGUUCCUCUAGAGAAAAGUCAUGACUGCAGCUCAGCUCCUAUUUUUACCAGGACAUCCAACUUUAAGUUACCAACCGACCCUUCAAUUCCGAUAAUCAUGGUGGGACCUGGUACUGGCUUGGCACCUUUCAGAGGGUUUCUACAGGAAAGGUUGGCCCUGAAAGAGGAUGGUGUUCAACUUGGUCAUGCUAUGCUGUUCUUUGGAUGUAGAAAUCGCAGAAUGGAUUUCAUUUAUGAGGAUGAGCUCAAUAAUUUUGUCGAUCAAGGUGCAGUAUCUGAGCUGGUUGUUGCAUUCUCACGAGAGGGACCAGAGAAGGAGUAUGUUCAACAUAAGUUGAAUGCAAAAGCAGCACAAGUUUGGGGUUUGAUCUCCCAGGGGGGAUAUCUUUAUGUUUGUGGUGACGCGAAGGGUAUGGCCAGAGAUGUCCAUCGCAUGUUGCAUACCAUUGUUGAACAGCAGGAAAAUGUGGACUCAAGAAAGGCCGAGGUUAUUGUGAAGAAACUUCAAAUGGAAGGACGAUAUCUUAGGGAUGUAUGGUGAUGAAUCGAUUUCAAAGCUUUCCUGUCAAUAGUUGGUUGCAAAAUCUUUGGCAGGCAUUGAGGUGGAUUCGUUUUUCUGUUCUAUCUCAACCUUAUUCGCCAAGUUUCUCUCUCCCGUUACUGGAUCCUUUCAAACCAUGACCGGCUGUUGAAAACAGAACCUGGUUUCCUGACUUUUUUAAAUUUUGAUCUGCUAGAUGCUUGUUUGUUCUUCUAUUUUAUUUUCCAUUUCAGUUAAUUUUUUACUUUAUAAUUUACAUAGAAAACAUCAUAGUAAUUGCAACGGUGUCGAAUCACAUACUGGGUUGUUGUAGGUUUGUUUGAAGGGGUCUUGUAAGGAUAAUAACUUAAAAAGAAAUGAAAUUAAGGUAGAAUAAACUAGUAUUUAUUCAUGUUUGAGAUCCACAUUAAAAUAGAACAGCAAAGUUACAAUUUGGUUA
Molecule: messenger RNA, 3782 nt
Organism: Camellia sinensis
Lineage: Eukaryota; Viridiplantae; Streptophyta; Magnoliopsida; Ericales; Theaceae
Source: RefSeq, a predicted model, not a curated record